Messenger RNA from Panicum virgatum (switchgrass), 1554 nucleotides. RefSeq names its product pentatricopeptide repeat-containing protein At1g08070, chloroplastic-like. The transcript has a single exon. NCBI's taxonomy places the organism in Eukaryota, Viridiplantae, Streptophyta, Magnoliopsida, Poales, Poaceae. Gene Ontology annotation, molecular function: protein binding; RNA binding. Gene Ontology annotation, biological process: RNA modification. The record is from RefSeq and is a predicted model, not a curated record. The coding region runs from base 1 to 1554 and encodes 517 amino acids.
AUGGCGCCCUAUCCUUUCCAGCACAAGCCACUCCAUCUCCCGCACAGCACCAAGCCAGCAACUCCAAUUCACGACCGUCUUGGGCAUGGAGAUCCGAGGGCCGACGCUGUGUCGGCGUCGCUCCGGCAAGGCGCCCCGACCGACGCCCGCGGCCUCCGGGUGUUCAUCAAGGCAGUCUCCGCGUCCUCCUCCUCCGCCUCCGCGGCGGCGGUGCACGCCCACGCCGCCAAGCUGGGGCUGGAACGCGAGCGCACCGUCCGCAACAGCCUCAUCGCGCUCUACCUCGCGCGCGGCGACCGCGCCGCCGCGGGGGCCCUGUUCCACGGGUUCCCGGACGGCCGGGACGUGGUUUCCUGGACGGCCAUGGUGACCGGCCACGCGCGGCUGGGGUUCCCCGACGAGGCCGUUGCGCUGUUCCUCGAGAUGGCGGACGGCGGCUGCGGCGUGGCCGUGGACGCGGUGGCGGCCGCCGCGGGGUUCGCGGCCUGCGCCGAGGUGAGGGACCUCGCGCUCGCCAGGGAGGCGCACCGGCGCGUCGCGGCCGCGGAGGUCGCCCUCGACGUCGUCGCGUGGAACGCGCUGGUGGACAUGUACGCCAAGUGCGGCGACGUGGCGGCGGCGCACCGGUGGUUCAGGGCUAUGCCGGCGAGCAAGACCGUCGUGUCAUGGAACACGAUGAUCUCGGCGUUCGCCCGCACCGGCGAGCACGGCGAGGCGCUGGCCCUGUUCCGGGAGAUGCAGCGCGCGGGGGUGCGCCCGGACGACGCGACGCUCGUCGCCGUCCUCGGCGCGUGCGCCCAGCUCGGCGCGCUCGACACCGGGCGGUGGGUGCACGCCUACAUGCGCCGGCAGCUGGGGCGCCGCGAGGCCGACGGCGUCGUCGGCAACGCUCUGCUUGACAUGUACGCCAAGUGCGGUGCGGUCGACCAAGCCGUCGCGGUGUUCGACGGCAUGGCGCGGCGCGACGUGUACACGUACGCGUCCAUGAUCCUGGGGCUCGCGACGCACGGCCGCGCCGAGGACGCCCUGGCUCUGUUCGCGGCCAUGCGGCGAGCCGGCGUGCGCCCGAACGCGGUGGCGCUCCUCGGCGUGCUCUCCGCGUGCUGCCACGCCGGCCGCGUCGAGGAGGGGCUCCGGCACCUGAGGGACAUGGCGCGGUGCCACGGCGUGACGCCGGGCAUCGAGCACUACGGCUGCGCCGUCGACAUGCUCGGCCGCGCGGGGAGGCUGGACGAGGCGGAGGCGCUCGUGGCGGCGAUGCCCGCGACGCCCGACGCGCUCGUCCGGGGCUCCCUCCUCGCGGCCUGCCGGGCGCGCGGCGACGUCGAGCGAGCCGAGCGGCUGAUGCGUAGCAUGAACGACGACGACGGCGACUCCGGGGACUACGUGCUCAUGUCGAACAUGUACGCCUCCAGGGGACGGCACGGCCGAGCGGUGCGGGUGAGGAAGAAGAUGAGGAGGAGCAAGCUGACCAAGGAACCAGGGUGCAGCGCCAUCGAGAUCGACGGCGUCGUGCACGAGUUCCAUGCGGUUCCGGCCAACUCCGUCACGUGA